Molecule: messenger RNA, 282 nt
Organism: Sporothrix schenckii 1099-18
Lineage: Eukaryota; Fungi; Ascomycota; Sordariomycetes; Ophiostomatales; Ophiostomataceae
Exons: 1
Coding region: 1-282 (93 amino acids)
Source: RefSeq, a predicted model, not a curated record
AUGGGGAACUUUUUGGAUUUUGGCUUUUUGAAAAGAAAGACCACCACCACCACAAUCAACACCACCGUCGCGCUUCCAAACCACCGCCACGCCUCGCUACUGCCGCCGCGCACCUCCCUGUCACCGCCGCGCAUCCCUACUGCCGCCGCGCUGCCCGCCGCCGCCGCACGCCCCACCACCACCACGUGCCGCGCGCCGCCAUCUUCCCCGCGCAGCCGCGCCCGUCCCUGCCGCCGCUGGCCCGGCUGCUACCCAGGCGCCGAUGUCUCGCCGCAGCAAUGA